Messenger RNA from Monopterus albus (swamp eel), 2708 nucleotides. RefSeq names its product complement component 1, q subcomponent-like 3a (gene c1ql3a). The coding region runs from base 74 to 850 and encodes 258 amino acids. Lineage: Eukaryota; Metazoa; Chordata; Actinopteri; Synbranchiformes; Synbranchidae. The transcript has 2 exons. Gene Ontology annotation, molecular function: protein binding. The record is from RefSeq and is a predicted model, not a curated record.
CCAGGAUCAUCCUGCGCUGACGCGGCUGGUCGGCAGGAAGCGGCUGGGGGGGGCGGGGGUCCUGGGGGUCGUUAUGGUUCUGGUGCUGGUCAUCCUCAUCCCAGUUCUGGUAAACUCAGCGGGAACAGCGGCGCACUACGAGAUGCUCGGUACCUGUCGGAUGGUGUGCGACCCGUACGGCACCAAAUCUCCCACCAGCACCGCCACAGCGGACACGGUCCGAGACAACAGCCUGGUGCAUUCUUUACCCACAUUUAUCCAAGGUCCGAAAGGCGAACCGGGACGGCCGGGUAAGGCAGGUCCAAGGGGACCUCCCGGUGAGCCUGGACCACCUGGCCCAAUGGGGCCGCCAGGAGAGAAAGGUGAACCGGGUAGACCUGGUUUGCCAGGACCUCCGGGAUCCAGCGCAGCUGCCGGUGCAAUUAGCGCGGCCACCUACAGCACCGUGCCCAAGAUCGCCUUUUACGCAGGGCUGAAAAAGCAACACGAGGGCUACGAGGUGCUCAAGUUUGACGACGUCGUCACCAACUUGGGAAACCACUAUGAUCCGACCACCGGGAAGUUCACGUGUUCCAUCCCCGGGAUUUAUUUCUUCAUUUACCACGUCCUGAUGCGCGGAGGAGACGGCACUAGCAUGUGGGCUGAUCUGUGCAAAAACAACCAGGUAACACAAACUCCAAUUGUAGUAGCACACAUUCACGACACAAAUUAUGACUAUGCCAGUAACAGCGCUGUGCUACAUCUGGAGCCAGGAGAUGAGGUCUACAUUAAACUAGACGGAGGGAAAGCUCAUGGAGGCAACAACAACAAGUACAGCACCUUUUCUGGAUUCAUCAUCUAUGCUGACUAGACAGCAACAUAUUUGUUCCCUCAGCUAUUUUAGGCCCGAUGGUCCUGUCCUUCUACACAUUUUCCUCUGCAAGUAAGAUGCUUAGACUUACACUUUUAAACGUGUGGAGAAACCAAUAUAAAUCAGCCUCUAUAACCCAUGUAUCAUUUUAUCUUUUACAUUCUGCCACAGUGGAAGUGACUUUUGACAGUGACAUCAAUGAAAUGGCUGGUUUGUUACAGUGUGGGAUAGAGUCACAUCCUCUUUUGAAACCAUUACAUCACACUUGAAUGUGAUGUCUUUCUGUUAAUGUAGCGCUGACAUGAAAUGAUGGCGGUAAAGGGAAGAGGAAAACGUUUGUGUGCGUGCAUGUGUCGGGGGUGUGGGAAAAGUAAAAAGAAUGAAUGUCAAUUACUGCCAGGUAAUUGGCCCUCUGAUGAUUUUGUGCAGCACCUAUUAUAAUAAACUAUAAUCAUGGUGAUAAUAACACAGAAAUAUUUGUUGAUUUAUGCCAAAAUUUAGGGAACAUGUUUAAUAAAUUGUAUGUGAAAACAUGACUGUAGCUGAGGCCCCUGAUGAGUUUUUUUUUUCUGAUGGCGUUCAGGGAAACAGUAAGUGGAAGAAGGAAGUGAGGGCAGACAUGCUGAACAUCUGACAACUGUUUUUGGAAAAAAAAAAAUUUGGACUGAAAGUGAGGCUCUGUCCCAAUGCCCACACUCUUAAAUGUGCAUUCAGGUGAUGGCGGGUAGCAGAUACUAACACAGUACACUUAACCCACAGAUGAUGCUUAUUUCUUCUGCUGCCUGUUCAGCUAUUGGCAGCACUGCAUCUAUAGACUAGUUUUAGAACUGAUAGAAAUCAUCAGAGCAGACGUGUAAGUUUAAAUUUAUGACAUGUUGGAAAGCAAAUACAAUAUUUGGCCUGGGGUAGCCAACUACAAAGGAAUAUACAUCUGGGUGAGCUAGACCUGAUGACUUAUCAGGUAGGCUGUAAUGGCUCUCUCAGAUGGCUGUAGCUAGUAUUUGCUUUCCUUCUGACUCAGAGAUAAGCAUGUGAAAUGAUUUGACUGAAAUCAUGAUUAUUCAGAGCUCUCUCUGAGGCCAACCAGUUGCCCCAUUGAUGCCUUUUAAUGUGACUUUUCGUUUCUUUGGACCUCUACAAUAGAGGUAAUGAUAGCAAAAUUAGCAUUAGCUAUAUUGUCCCCAUACCCACCUUUAGAGGAAAUACAGCAGGUUAAAAAAAGAAGUUAUCCUUUAACACUGGUUAUAUAGUAAGUGUGUUCACAUGGAUAGUGUCGUUGAAACGGACACUAAACAGCCACUUGCUUUCUUCGUUCGCUGCUGAAACUGACCACUGAACCUUUGGUUUAGAAGGUCACUCACUCAUAAUGCUGUGCCUUCAGUGAAGUAAUGGAGCACGGUGAGGUGUCAAUACAAUACAUGUAAUAAAGAAGCCUGGAUUCCCUGAACGUCAGUUACUUUCAGGGCAUAGAUCAUUGUUUGUCAUUACAGGCAAAAGCAUUAUGCAGAAGAAGUAGAGAACAAUUUAUCAGUGUUGUAUCUUAAAGAUAGAAAAUGUGGAUCACUGUUACUGGAAUUGUGUAAAUACUGUAGUGAUACAAAGUGUUCUUAUUUUUUCUGUCUACCUUAUGUACAGAGGAGCACAAAAUAAAUCAUUUAAAAAUAUUCUAUUAAUUAACUCUAAGUCAGUAAUCUGAUUGUCUCAACGUUAUAGCCUUACAGUACCAGUGUAUUGGUGUGAAAGGCAUAUGUGUGGUAGAUACAGUAUCAGGUGUGUGCAAUAUUAUACAGACUUUGCACUUUUCUUCUGUCUUACAACAGUUACUUGUGUACUGUUACCUAAACAAUGUCAUCAUUAA